AUGGGCAAAAAGCAACAUCAGUCAGACAAACUAUACAUUACAAAUACUGAGUGGAGCACACUUUAUGGUGGGAGGAAAGCUGCGGGCGGUGGUAAUGUCCGCUUUCGACGACUUCCGUUUAAUUGUUGCAGCAUUUCUUUUCAACCAUUUACGGUUCCGUAUUGCACCAAAGAUGGUGUUGUAUUUGACUUGGAAAACAUACUACCUUUUGUUAAAAAGUAUGGGAUAAAUCCUGUUACUGGCAAGAAAAUGAAAGCAAGCGAGCUUAUCAAGCUGAACUUUAGCAAAAACGCUGAUGGGAAAUACCACUGUCCAAUCACCUUCAAAGUUUUUAAUCAGAAUACUCACAUUGUCGCCAUUAGGACAACUGGCAACGUAUACGCAUAUGAGGCUGUUGAACGUCUCAACAUAAAGACAAACAGUUAUCAGGAUCUCUUAACAUCAGAGCCGUUCACGAGGCAGGAUAUUAUAACUAUACAAGACCCGGGCAGUUUAGACAAAUUCAACAUAUCCGCAUUUUAUCAUGUGAAAAACAGUCUUUUAGAAAAAGGUGGCAGUGGUGUUUCCAACAUUCGAGCUCUCAACCCAGAGACGGAAGAAAUUCUGGCCGAGUUGAAAAACGCUGAGAUUGAUGUACCUGACUAUAUGUACUCGAGUAAGCCAAAAGAGUUGCAGACAGAAAAGGUCCGCGAUAUCUACAAUACGGCACACUACUCCACCGGAAAAGCUGCUGCUUCUUUGACUUCUACUGUGAUGGAACCCUCUGUGAUCGUCGAGCCAGCUAUUCUGGAGGAUGAUAUUGUCCGAUACAGAUAUGUCAAAUCGAAGGGGUUUGUGCGCUUAAUCACCUCAUAUGGGAAUUUGAAUAUUGAAUUGCAUUGCAAUCUGGUCCCGAAGACCUGCGAAAACUUUAUUAAGCUGUGCGAGUCCGGAGUGUACAAUGACACGAUUUUUCAUCGCGUAAUUAGGCACUUCAUUAUCCAAGGUGGAGAUCCCUCAGGCACUGGGCUUGGCGGCGACUCUGCCUGGGGUGGUUCGUUCCCCGACGAGUUUCGUGAGGCCUUAAAACAUGAUAGCAGAGGUGUUCUAUCGAUGGCUAACUCGGGCCCUAACACGAAUAAAUCCCAAUUACCAUGUCCUCAGUUGAAUAGGAAGCACACUGUUUUUGGAAAAGUUGUCGGUGGUCUGGAUACCCUGGACAAAGUCGAACUUGUUGAGACAGACAAGGAUGACCGACCUCUUGAGGAAGUAAAACUACUUUCGACGCAAGUUUUCGUAAACCCUUUCAAAGAAGUGGACGAAAUGCUUACUCGCGAGAGGCAAGCAUUAAGAGAAAAGGCCACUGAAACGAGUGAUCAAGAGGCACCUAAACCGGGAAACAGACGUGAAGAGGAGGCGAUGGAAGCAGCCAAACGCGCCAAGAAAAGAGGACUUCCUGAUACCAUGUCUCAUCAAAGAACAGGAGUAGGGAAGUUUGUAGUGCUGUCCGCUGAUGACAAUAAACUGGAUUCGACUCCGGAACUCAACAGAAAGAAGCAGAAAACCAUCUUACGAUCCACGUUAUCCGAUUUCAGUGCGUGGUAA
This is a messenger RNA of Hydatigera taeniaeformis, 1584 nucleotides long. The record is from the annotation of a GenBank genome assembly. NCBI's taxonomy places the organism in Eukaryota, Metazoa, Platyhelminthes, Cestoda, Cyclophyllidea, Taeniidae.